This is a messenger RNA of Rodentolepis nana, 2430 nucleotides long. Lineage: Eukaryota; Metazoa; Platyhelminthes; Cestoda; Cyclophyllidea; Hymenolepididae. The record is from the annotation of a GenBank genome assembly.
AUGGUGUGCAAGGACACAAUUCAAGAUAUAGCGAAGGCUCGUCGAGCUCGAUCAGGCCAUCGGAAAUAUGAAUUGGGCUGUCAAGUUUUAAACGAUAAAAUGCUGUGUCGGGCUUACGGGUUCUACUACACACUGCUGCAUAAGCUUUAUGGUCGUAUUUCUAAGCGCUCGUUUCCCGUUUCUUUUCGUGAAAUCGCUUUUUCUGUAAAUACCCCGGUUUCAAGUCAGAUCUAUUGUGAUGGCGACUACCUCGAUUUGGAUUCUGUUACAUUGAAAAAUCAACUUGAAUCUUUUACCAGCAGGGAGAAUGCAGCUCAAAAGGAGCUCGUUAAGCUCGUAGAUGCAAUUGAUAAAAGCAAAAGACGGCCGACUGUUUUGCGUCGCGGUAUGAGCUUACCCUCGGAUGAUUUGCCCGAAUCUCAAGAUUCGCAAGGACCAAAGGCUUCUGAAAUCACUGUGAAAGAGGCUGUCCAGCACCUCAUUCAAAACUGUCUCACUCACUUGGGAGAUCUGGCCAGAUACGAGUCCCAGAUUCAACUUUCAACUUCUUUCUAUACCUCAGCUCUUUAUAUUGAUCCUUCAAAUGGCCAUCCAUUCAAUCAAAUGGGAGUUAUCUAUGCAGCAGAUAGUUGCUUUAAAAUUGACAAUGCCAUUGCAUCUUACAUUCGAGCGAUCGCAUGUAAAAAUCCAAGUGGCAACGCUUGUUUAACUUUGAAAAGAGCUGCAGGAUAUGUUGCUAGAAAAACUGCGACCGUAUUUGAGAAAUUUUUACGGGGGGUGUCACUCGAAAAAAAUUUUUGCGUCGCUCUUCUCUCUCCCUUUAUGAGUUUCUUCCGUUUUUGCUCUGUCAUUUUGGCAAAUUUGGAUGACUGGGUAAUUGUAACCGCUACAAAGGAGUUUUCAACUAGUGUCAACGCUUUGCUCUCCAUCAUUUUCAGUAGAGAUGUGCCAUCGGAACUGGCUAAAGAUACAGCUGAUAUUGUCAGUAAACUCAAGUUGGAAUACUCUAAACUGAAAGCAUUGAAGGUACUUCCCGAUGAUCUGAGGAAACUUCAACUCCGUUUUUUUAAUACAGUGGUUGUUUACGCUUUUGGAUUAGAUUCCAAUUUUUUGAAUGAGAAGAGCUCGGUCGCGAGACAGUGCAUUUUGCACGUAAUGACCUCAAUGAUAAACUGGUUUGCAGCCGCCGUGAAAGCAGUUCAUGAGAAGAAUUCUAUAGGUUGUGACAGUCACCUCCCUUUGGCACCUCUUCUGACCCUUAUUCUUGCCAUCAAACACCAGAUUACUCCUCAACUUUAUGAAGAAGGCCACCAACCCCUAAGCAAUAUGGAGGUGCUGAAAUUCGCACCUCCACUUUGUGAAGACGUUGUUAAUGUCCUUAAUUCCCUGGCUAAGGUAUCUAAGUCAUCUCCGAGGGUGGAUGUGGAUUUGGAGAAAGUCAACCUUCCUGAGAUCUAUGCUCUUCAGGGCUUUGAACCCAUCGGAAUUCCGGCUUUUUCUGGCCUCUUCCAAUCCGGUCCCUAUGAAGAACUGAUGCCUGCAUCAUUCUUCUGUCAGGAUGAAGAAGUACUAGCAGACCAGCAUCGAAAGCGCAUCUCUUUUCUCAUUAAUAAUCUGAUGUGUGUGGCUGAGAGCCUACCGAGUCUACUACAAUCGAUUGGAUCAAAGAAGCGAUUGAAAUGCGUCCAGCGUGAACCUCCUUGCCUUCCAAAUAUUGAUGCUCCAACCGAUUUGAAGAAGUGCGUAGAUCCGGGAAAACUUGCCGCUGCUAAUGUUCCCGCUAAACCACUGGAAGAAAGCAAAGUUGUCAACAAAUCUGAAAAAACGUCCAGUCCGGAGCGAGUUGUUUCCAGAAGUAAAAUGGACGGUAUCGACACAGAAGCACUGGCUCGUUUUAUGGAAGCGAAACAGAGAGAUAUUGAUCGACGUUUAAGGGAGAGCAAUGGAGAAAGUGCAGAGGAAAAUAGUUCCUUCAAAAGCUCUACUAGAAAUCAUGGCUAUUCGACUUCUAGGGCUGCCAAUAAUAAUCAUAGGAGUGGACCACCAAGAUUUUCGAAAAUUCAUCAAGAAAUGGCCAAUAAGAAUCCGUCUCAGCAUCGGGGUCAACAGGUGUGUGUGUGUAACAUGGAUUCACCUGAUCAAACCUCUUCAGAGGGAGCCCCAGUGUCGCAUUAUUCACAAACGACGGAAAGACAAGUUCGGCAUGCCGGAUACCAUCAAAAUUUGCCACUAUCAAGACCUCAUUUGCCUUAUUACCCUGGUCCACAGAGGAUGGCAUGGCCCCGUCAUCCCAUCAGACUACAACCGCCUCAUCACCAUCCUAUGGGUCCUGAAGCAUCGUGGUAUCCUAUGCAUCCUGCUCCAUCACCUUACGGAUAUCCUAUGCCGCCACCACAUACGCCGUAUAUGGCCAUGGCGACUUAUCAGUGA